CAGAGACGGACUGAGAAAGAGAGGACGUAACGAGAGAGUAAAGUUAAAAGGUCAUUCUUCAUUUUCCUCUGUUGCUGGAUUUCCUGGAUUACUGAAGAUUGUUUUUACGCACUCUCCAGGACUCUGCAUGACUCAGCACCGCGUCCUGCCUUUAUGCCUUUUUGCACGUGUGUAGUUUUUUGGUGGUGAAUUCAUGUAAGAGGAUGGGAGUCCUUCGCCUCUCUCUGGCUCUCCUCUUCCUCCUCUCCUCUCCCGUUCAAGCCCAGUGGUGGAGUUUCUUCUUGCCAAAACCUAAAACAACUACCACCUCUUCUCCUUCAUCCACUCCUCCUUCCAUCACCUUUACAUCCAUCACCUUGUCGGGUCCUUCUGACACCACUGGGACAACAGAGGAGGUAACAGAGGGAGCCCUGGAGGGUUUUACUCAGACAGGAGGGCCUGAGCUGACUCCUACAACCCACCCAGAGGUGUCAGUCUUUAGACACAGUACUGCAGAGGCUCGGACAUUACCUCCAGAGGAGAUCACAGGUGGAGGCAGCAAAACCAGGGCCAUAUAUAAAGCUCUGAAACACUGGAAGAGUGAUCGAAGCUCAGGAAGUCAUCUGGACCUGACAGAGUUAAUUGGCGUCCCCCUCCCUCCCUCCGUCGCCUUCACUCCGGGCUAUGAGGGCUUCCCGGCCUACAACUUUGGGCCUGAAGCAAACAUCGGCCGGCCCACCAAGACCUUUGUGCCAGGGUCAUUCUACAGAGAUUUUGCCAUCAUCGUCACGAUACGUCCAGACACUCAGAGAGGAGGCGUGCUCUUUGCCAUCACGGAUGCCCGUCAGAAGGUGGUGGAGCUGGGCUUGGCCCUCACUCCGGUGCGUGGCGGCCUGCAGAGCAUCUUACUGUACUACACUGACAGAGAGGACGCCUCCCACAGCCACAAAGCUGCUGCCUUCAGUGUCCCAGAUAUGACAAACCAGUGGACACGAUUCACGGUGGUGGUGGAGCAUGAAGAGGUGCGUCUCUACAUGGACUGUGGAGAAGCGGAGAGGACCACCUUCCAUCGGAGGCCAGACAGACUCGCCUUCUCACCCAAUUCAGGCAUUUUUGUCGCCAAUGCGGGAGGCACCGGGCUGGACAAGUUUGUGGGAUCCAUUCAGCAGCUGGUGAUAAAAGAUGAUCCCAGAGCAGCUGAGGAGCAGUGUGAAGACGAUGAUCCAUAUGCCUCUGGCUACACCAGUGGAGAUGACGGUCUGGAUGACCGAGAGUCAGAGGAGGAGAUGAUGAAAAACACUGAGGAGAGAAAACUCGGCUCUGCACAGGACAGCGUUCCAGUCAGAGCUCCGCCCACUGAGGCUCCAGAGGUGGAGCUGGAUGAGUACUCCGGACACCAGACCCCAACUGAGGCCACUGAAGGGAUACUGAGAGGGCCUCACAGGACAGAGGAGCCGGGGGAGAGAUCAGGAGAGGGUCGUGGCAGGCACGGGUACAAAGGAGCACGUGGAGACCCUGGACCCAGAGGCCCAGCUGGCCAACCUGGUCCCCCAGGUCCCACCCCUCUACCUGGACAAUCUCACCCUGGUCCAAGAGGGACUCAGGGAACACCAGGACUCCCUGGAUCCCCAGGACUGCCAGGGAGAGAUGGACAGCAGGGAAGAAAGGGGGAUAAAGGAGAUCCAGGUCAGAGAGGGACUCAUGGAUUGGAUGGAGAAGAAGGAGCUAAAGGAGAUAAGGGUGACCAAGGAGUUGGUAUGCCUGGUCCUCCUGGUCUCCCAGGGCCCCCUGGACCUCCCAGGUCGCGCAGUGUUCCUUACGGAGCAGAUGCCCUUGGUUCUGGGUUUGAAGACCUUGAGAGUGAUACAGAACUCAUCAGGGGUCCUCCUGGUGUACCUGGGCCUCCAGGACCCCCUGGUCCACCUGGGCCUCACCUGUCGUCAUCUGGGUCAGCUGAAGGCCCCUUUCCAGGGCAUGCUGGACCACCUGGUCCUGUUGGUAGGGACGGACUUCCAGGGAACCCAGGAAUACCUAUGUUUGAGGAUUGGUUUAGUGGUUCUGGACCAGAUGGUUCAGGCUUGAGCUCAGGGUUGUCGUCAGACCUCGGCUCAGGUUUCAGUUCUGGGUUCAGUCCUGAGCCCAGUUUUGCGUCUGGUUCUGGACUUGACUUUGGGUCUGCUUGGGGUUCAGGAGAGGGUCUCUCAGGACGAAAUGGGUCUCCAGGUCUACCAGGAUCUGUGGGAGAGAAGGGUGACCAAGGCUCACCAGGGUCACCUGGACCAAAGGGCGAAUGUGGGUUUGUAGGUACCGCUGGACACUCAGGGACACCAGGGCCAGCUGGUCCACCGGGACAGAGAGGCCCAUCAGGUCCUCCAGGACCUCCCGGCCUACCUGGACCUCCAGGAACCAAGUUCUUUGUAGAGGAUAUGGAGGGAUCCGGGAAGAGUGAUAUGCUCAUUGGAGCUGGAGUCAGAGGCUCACAGGGACCGCCUGGUCAACCUGGCCCACAGGGACCCAAGGGUGAGGAUGGAGCCAUGGGCGCUCCAGGGCUCUCUGUCAAGGGAGAACCUGGAGACCAGGGUCCAACAGGUUUUCAGGGUCCUGCUGGACUUCCAGGAGCUAGAGGGGCCAAAGGAGAAAAAGGCAAUCAAGGAUCAAAGGGUGACCGAGGUGUUGAUGGGCUCAGUAUCUCAGGACCACCUGGGCCUCCCGGACCUCCUGGAUCCAUCAUUAAUCUGCAGGAACUCCUUCUCAACGUUACGGACGGCACCUUCAACUUCACAGAGAUCAGGGGACCACCAGGGCCCAUGGGCCCUGAAGGCCUGGCUGGCAGAGCUGGAUUUCCUGGCCCCAGGGGACCAAAGGGAGAUGUAGGUCCUCAAGGUGUCCAGGGGCCAUCAGGACUCAGGGGAGAGAAGGGAGAGCCAGGGGUGACCAUCGCUGCCGACGGAUCCAUCAUGUCAGCACCACGAGGCCCUCAGGGGCCCAAAGGCAUCAAGGGUGACCGUGGGUAUCCUGGACCUUCUGGACUUAUAGGCCCCAUGGGACCAACUGGACAGAAAGGAGAGUAUGGCUUCCCUGGUCGCCCAGGUCGACCUGGUAUGCUUGGGAGGAAAGGAGACAGAGGAGAAUCUAUCGGCAUGCCGGGACCUCCAGGUCCUCCAGGCCAACCUGGACAUCCAGGAAGAGUCAUUGGGCUGAAUGGAACAGUGUUUCCGGUGCGACCCAGACCGCACUGCAAAAAGGGACGAGAGUCAGAGACAAGGGGAGAUUCACUUGGAGUUAAAGGAGACAAAGGAGAUGUGGGAGCAACUGGAGAGCCUGGAACACCUGGUUCUGGGUUUCCUGAUGGAAUUGUGGGGGCGAGAGGUGAUCAGGGAUACCUAGGUCAGAAAGGAGAAAAGGGAGACGGUGGUCUGCCUGGUCCUCCAGGACUGCCCGGGAGGUCAGGACUUGUGGGUCCAAAAGGUGAGUCCAUUGUGGGUCCUCCAGGCCCUGCUGGUGAUCAGGGUCAAUCUGGAACCCCUGGCUUUGGACGACCUGGCCCUCGAGGACCACCUGGCCCUGCUGGUCCCCCGGGACCCGUAUCUGCACAUGGAUCAGGUGCCAAUGUUCCCGGCCCUCCUGGUCCUCCUGGCCCACCAGGACCCCCAGGAUACGCUAACCCGGUGUCCACCUACAAGACCAUCCAUGCUAUGAGCAGAGAGACUCACCGUGCUGCAGAGGGGACGAUGGCCUUCGUGUCAGAGCGAGGAGGAGAGUUGUACAUCAGAGCACGCAACGGCUGGCGAAAGAUACCGCUUGGAGAGUUGGUCAACCAUGGGCCUCAGUCCUCAGCGGCCUCUCAGGCCCUCAGUAGGCCUGGAGAAUGGAGCAGACCACAGAGGGCUCACAGUCAGGAGCUUCAAGACAGCAGUCGAGGAUAUCAGCCCAGCUACAAUGUACUACCACAGACCUUCAACGCUGUGCCUGGGCUCCAUCUGGUGGCCCUGAACGCCCCGCUGAGAGGAGACAUGCGUGGUAUCCGGGGUGCAGACUUCCAGUGCUACCAACAGGCUCGCUCCAUGGGCCUGACAGCCACGUACAGGGCCUUCCUGUCCUCACACCUCCAGGACCUGGCAACCAUCGUGAGGAAGGCCGACCGCACCGACAUGCCCGUGGUUAAUCUGAGGGGUGAAGUGAUGUUCAGCAGCUGGAUGUCCAUCUUCUCUGGGAAUGGAGGGACAUUUAACCCAUCCAUACCCGUCUACUCCUUUGAUGGACGCAACGUGAUGACUGACUCAACGUGGCCAGAGAAGUUGGUUUGGCACGGCUCCAGCACCGUGGGAAUCCGUCUGACCACCAACUACUGCGAGGCGUGGAGGACGGGUGACAUGGCGGUGACGGGACAAGCUGCCAUGCUGCAGACAGGACGACUGCUGGGACAACACACCCGCUCCUGCUCCAACCACUACAUAGUGCUGUGUAUAGAGAACACAUAUGUGGGAAACACACAUCAAAAGAGGACCUGAGGAGGCGGAGGAAACACACACACACAUGCUUACACACACACACGUAAAUGCACGUGCAGGCAUACUGAAAGAUGCUAACACAGUACAUCCAACAUGAAAUGAGAGAAACACGCAGGCACAUACACACAUUCUGAUCACAUCACUGCAAAGAAGCAACAUUAAAGUUCACAGACAAGAGGCACUUGUGUUCAAACAUGCAGGACAGACACACACACACAUUUGCAUGCAGGGGCAAACACCUACAGUCGAGCACAGAACAAUAAACAGCACACACAUUGAGUUCAUCUUUAGUACCAAUUUAUAAUCCAUCAUGACCAAUCCGUCCCAGUCUAGAUUAUUUAUUCUCACAAUGUUGCAGCACAGAGAAUCAUAAAACAGGACAGUGUGUGUCUUUGAAGUUAAAUGCAUUUAAGUCAAAAGAACUCCACAGACCACGUCAGGCGUGUGUGUCCCUCACUGUAAAGAUUUGAUCUUGCUUUUAGGGUUUAGAUGUAAGAUUGUUGUAGCUCCAUGCAGUCUUUGGUUCUGAUCCAUUUCCCUCCAUAUUCAAUGUUACGUUACUUUUACAUGGGGGAUAUGUAACAAGAUGGCUUUAGCAAUCCAACAUAGAACAAAAUAUGAGAUAUAAUGUCAACUUGAUGUCCCCUGCAAUGGAUUGAACACCUCAUUUCAGACACAGAUGUGAACUCUUGGCUCACUUCAGCCAAGUUGUAUGUCAUUUUCAAUAGUAACAGUGGGAAUUGGCUUCAAUGUAAAAUACAUGGGCUAAAAACAUUGGGAUACAUUAAUUCUCCUCACAAUGGUAAGAACAUAUUGUGUCUUUAUUAGUAUCAUAAUGUGUUCUUAUGAUUUUUAAAUCUUGUGUUUUCUGGAACAGAAGUUUGCAUAAGCAGAGUCCAUUCACAAAUGUAAGGCUGACUAAUUAACAUGACAGUAUUGUAGUUGAGAGUGAGGCUGUAUUUAUUCUGCAGAGGAACUUACAAAGAGGGAGAAGGAGAUCAUUUAUCUUCAGCAGCUUUUCUUUACUGUUUGUAAUUAUGAUCAAACCCAACAGGAAGUCUUAAAUCAACAGUAUGUUACUGUAAUAUUGUCCAGUGUGUUUUCUCUGUCUUAUCUCCACUGGAUACUAAAAAAGACCUUCAUCUGCAAAAACAGUCACUUGAGCAACUAUGUUGUUUUCCAUGAAGAGGCUCAAUUAUUUUCUUAAACAGCUUUUGAUUGUAGUUUUAUCAAAUGUUAGUGACACAGGAGGAACAACUGUCUCUGCAGGGACUACUUAAAGCAGCAGAUCAAUACACAUUUUGUGCUCCACUUAGUUUCAAUUCAGCAGAAGGAUAAUGUGUGUGUAUGACUGUAGGACCACAUUAUCCAGGGCAUCAGGGUAGCUAGAAAAUAUAUGUGACUACCUGAACACACCCACGACUGUUAGAGGUUUAUAUUUUCUAGCUCUUCCCCAGUCUGGUCAAAACUGAAUUUCUACCAGUCCAGUUGCCUUACGGAUCAAGCUUUGAAUCAGAGUAGGUCCUUCAUGUAACUUUUACAUUUUUCAGACAACAGAAAAGCAGAGAGGAAUAAAACAUAUCACCCUUCCAUACGUAGACUACAUGAUUGUUGUUAGUAGGCUAUUCAAGUUCUGGUUUUGGUCCAUGAAUGUGAUUUGUUAAAAAAAGAAAAAGAGGACAUCACCAGAUUCAAUAUUUUAACACAACAUGUGCACACGUGACACAUGUCUGUCAUCAAACUUUGACCCCAACACUCAAUGUCCAUUCUCUCUGUCACACUGUUAAUGUAACACACUGUAUGUAAAUGACUUCCUGCUCGCAAAGUCGGCCAAUCACAGCAUCACCUUUUUUCACUGGCAGUUGAUAAUCCUCCAAAAAAUGUCAGUAUUAAACCAAAAGGACAUUUGAUCAGGUCUUCCCUCUAAAUUUUGAAUCUACAGAAAACAAAUAUUCCAGGGAUUAGUAAUAAGUAAGGGUGCUUGAGGAAGUGCAAACUAAUAUUGAAGGUUUCCUCUGCUGAAGACUUGACUUAAUACUUUGAUUUCUCUGUGGUGCAUUAUUUGUCAGUUUAUUGCAAUCAUUAUUCACAUCCCAUAAUCCAGUAUGCAAAUGAUUGCCCUACAUGAAAAGUCCACAUCAGGAUCAUUUAGGAAUGUUUUCUGCAGCAUGCAGAACUAAUCACAACAUUCACAUCAGAGCUCUAGCUUUAGCAUUAGCGUUGAAAUCAGAGUGUGAUUAUCAUUAAUUUAUACAGUAGCAGGACGUAGUUUAAACAUAGUGAGUUCACUUGCAGAUUUUGAUGAAGUUGAGAUGUGUAUAAAUUUAUAUGUGUGUUGUUAUUGUCUUAAUGUUGUUUUUUUUACUCUGUAGAGGUAGCUUUUGUAUGUCACACACUAAAUGACUGAUAUAUUUUCCUCUCACUGAAGUUGAACUGAGUUGUAGUUCUGUUAUCCUGCUUGUAAAGAUGAUACAGGCCGGACCGAAGGCACACAGUGUUUGAAGUAUUCUGAUUUUCAAUGUAAGAUUUCCUGGUGUCAUAUUAAGAUGUUCAAAUGAAACUUGAGCUUCUGGGGGAAAACAAAUGUUUGUACUGACUGACUGGUGCUCACUGAAUAAAUGUCUUUUGUGUGUUUUUUUUAA
This is a messenger RNA of Notolabrus celidotus (New Zealand spotty), 7132 nucleotides long. RefSeq names its product collagen, type XV, alpha 1b (gene col15a1b). NCBI's taxonomy places the organism in Eukaryota, Metazoa, Chordata, Actinopteri, Labriformes, Labridae. The coding region runs from base 204 to 4490 and encodes 1428 amino acids. The transcript is spliced from 44 exons. Gene Ontology annotation, cellular component: basement membrane. The record is from RefSeq and is a predicted model, not a curated record.